UUUUAUUUCCUAUCCUUUUCCAUUCUCUUCAUCUCCCACCCGACACCGCCUCCCCGUCCUGCUGGGACAUUCCCAGCACUCCUUCCACGACUAGUCCACCACUCUAUCAUCCAUCGACAUACGCCAUCCCAGACCCGAACAGUGCAAAAAUCACAUACCCACGUCCCACGUAGAGGAGCACUCUGCUGUCGUCCCUACUCCUUGGUAAUUCGUCUUCUCCAUCUUAAUGCUCAUAUCCACACUGUCGUGUGAGAAUUGAGAAGAUUAUUGGAUAUUGCUUUCAGACAAAAAGGUGCCUCUGGAUAAUCUUAUCAACGUCGGCAAGAUGCCAUCGACUCCAACCCGUGCAUUCCCCAACGAAGUCGCUGUCUUCUCUAACUAUCUUGUAUUUACAACCCUUACGCUCAAAGAAGUUCAGGCGCAUGCGAAGACACCAUAUGGUCAUCCGGGAAACAAACGGGCUUGUUCACUGUUCACUUUGGACGACGAUAUGCGCUAUACGAGUUUCGCAAUGGACCACGGGCCAUUGAACCUUGCGUUUACGUUUCAUGCCUGCAUACGUAUCCAUGAGAAACUGGAGAAGGCGAGAGAACGGGGAAAACCUGUUUGUCUUUAUACAACAACAGAGCCAAAGAUGAAGUCCAAUAUGAUCCUCAUUGCGGCUCUCUAUUCUUUGAUUGUCGACAAACAACCCCCCUGGAAUGCUUUUCGUCCCAUUGCGCAAUUCGAAAUCAUGCCCUUCCGAGACGCCGGCAGUGGUCCAAUGGAUUACGGUUUGACCGUGCAAGAUAUCCUGUAUGGUGUGGAAAAGGCGAUUGGAAAUGGGUUGUUAGAUCUUUCUUCAUUUGAUGCGGAUGAGUAUCAAUAUUAUGAAAUGGUAGAAAACGGAGACCUAAACAUCCUUGGCCCGUUUAUCCCAUUUGCAUCCCCGACAGAAAACAGUUGGAUCGAAGGAGUCUUGCAAUCUCCAUCAAACGGACAUAUCAUUCACACUCCCGUCAAAUCCAAGACCAUUUCUCACCAACUCCGCUGUGUUCUGGAUAUUUUUCAACGCGAAAACGUCGGCCUCGUCGCCCGGCUCAACGACGAGCUCUAUGAUCGCCGCCAUUUCCUUGACAUGGGCAUAGAACACAUUGAAAUGUUCUUUGACGAUGGCACCAACCCGCCCGACGACAUUGUUCGCGAAUUUAUCCGACUCGCUGAAUACACAAUUGAGCACAAACGGCAAAAAGUUGCUGUGCACUGUAAAGCCGGUUUGGGAAGGACAGGUGUUCUGAUUGGAGCGUAUUUGGUAUACAAGUACCAGUUUACGGCGCAAGAGGCAAUCGGGUUCAUGAGGAUUGUGAGACCCGGGAUGGUCGUUGGGCCGCAACAACAAUAUAUGGUGUUGAAUCAGCUCAAGUGGGUUGGAUGGGCCGCCAGGGAUCAGGCUCUGAGGGAAAUUGCACAUGCCUCGUGUGUGGAAAGCAACCCGUCGAUGUCACCGCCAGUGGAGAUUGUCAUAAACCCACAUGCUGGCCAAGAUAUCGAAACCCCAACUCGUAUUCGACCAAUCACUCGCUCUUCUAAACUCCGUCCCCGGCGGUCCCACUCGUCCAGCAGUCUUGUUACAACCUCCCCCCGUCGUGGUGGGGAUGCCGUUGGUCAGCCUAGAAAGCCUCGACAGCUUGUUGAAUCGACUACAGAAACAGAACAGGAAGAGCUUAGGAGUUCUCAAUCCCGUCUUCCGCCCAGCAGUCCACCUGUCGUCGCAGAAGUACCUGCUGACCAAAAGGAAAAUGAAUUCAACCCCAGCACCGUCUCGUCUCUUGGUUCCAUACGGGGGACAAAACGUUCUGCCGCCCGGCCCUCAUCCGGAUACGAACACCCCAACUCUCUUCCUCGAGUUUCGCUUAAUGUUCCGCCCUCGAAUCUUACGCGGGCCAACUCCAAUGUCAGCAUUGGUUCAGAAGGAUCCGUGGAUGAAAGGGCGCCCAAGAGAAGGACGGGAUCAUCUCCCGAGGUGGAGGGAAGUGGCGCUAUCGUAUCUCCGGUCUCCGAACCCAUGGUGACCGAGCAGGUUGAGACACCUGUUCGAUUAACAGUCACCAAAAAGCUCCGUCUCCACAUCCACUCCUCUCCGCCUACUUCUCCUCCUGCGUCUACGCCUUGUGUUCCCCGGGCUACUCCACCCAGCGUCAACCUUGCUGCUUCGACAGAGGCACCAUCUACGCCCACCCGAGUUCCGACUCGUGCGAUUCACGAGGACAUGAGUGUUACAGCCUCUGUGAGGCGUACAAUGCCUGCUAAAAAGAGCUUUUUGCCUGUCCGAAAAAGUGUCGAAUCAAAAUCAUCACCUGUGCGAGCUACAACCAAUCCAGCAACUGCCCAGUCUCCUUCACUCUCUACCCGCAAUAGCGGCAGGAUCGCCAACACUCUGAACAAAUACGAAGGCAUUGCUGUCAACUCUAACGGCAACGCCAAGAACGUCAGGACCGCUACCCCGGCUUCAAAAAAGUUGGGACGUGGGGUGAUGAAGAAGGGUGUGUUGACACCGCCCAGGAUCACGGAGAUGUGGGGACAGUUGAGUCGGAUCGGGAGUUCGCCCCCUGCCGACAAGGAAAAGCAAUAGGCGUGCUGGAUCAGCGCUGAGCGCCAAGUAACGGUCCUUUUUCCUAUUUGCUCCUGUAUAGAUACAUUAUGAUCCCUUUACGAUACAUGUUCUUUACGAUUUACGAACUUUCUCUUCUAGAUACAAUCUGUUUAUCCAGUCAAUUCAAUGUCGCUCUUUAUUGGGAACGUACAGCUCCCGAACUGGGUUUUAUCCGCUUGGAGUCAUCGCCAACUUUUGAUGGAUUUGGCAUUCAUCCACCACAUUCCUGUCUCUCCUCUAUACUGGGUAGUAAACUGUGUGUAUAGGCAUGUAACUCGAAA
This is a messenger RNA of Cryptococcus deneoformans JEC21, 2913 nucleotides long. RefSeq names its product phosphoprotein phosphatase, putative. Gene Ontology annotation, cellular component: nucleolus; spindle pole; mitotic spindle. The record is from RefSeq and is a predicted model, not a curated record. Gene Ontology annotation, biological process: microtubule cytoskeleton organization; regulation of exit from mitosis; protein dephosphorylation. Lineage: Eukaryota; Fungi; Basidiomycota; Tremellomycetes; Tremellales; Cryptococcaceae. The coding region runs from base 326 to 2611 and encodes 761 amino acids. Gene Ontology annotation, molecular function: protein tyrosine/serine/threonine phosphatase activity; protein serine/threonine phosphatase activity. The transcript has 7 exons.